This is a messenger RNA of Gymnogyps californianus (California condor), 2080 nucleotides long. Its product is annotated as heat shock factor protein 3. Gene Ontology annotation, molecular function: sequence-specific DNA binding; DNA-binding transcription factor activity. Gene Ontology annotation, biological process: regulation of DNA-templated transcription. Bases 1 to 1656 code for a protein of 551 amino acids. The transcript has 13 exons. NCBI's taxonomy places the organism in Eukaryota, Metazoa, Chordata, Aves, Accipitriformes, Cathartidae. The record is from RefSeq and is a predicted model, not a curated record.
AUGCGGGAAGGGUCGGCGCUGCCCGGCGCCCCCGGCGCCGCCGCCCCGGUGCCCGGCUUCCUGGCCAAGCUCUGGGCGCUGGUGGAGGACCCGCAGAGCGACGAUGUCAUCUGCUGGAGCAGGAAUGGUGAGAACUUCUGCAUUCUGGAUGAGCAGAGGUUUGCCAAGGAGCUACUCCCCAAGUACUUCAAGCACAACAAUAUCUCCAGCUUCAUACGACAGCUUAACAUGUAUGGUUUCAGGAAGGUGAUUGCUCUGGAGAAUGGUAUGAUUACAGCAGAGAAGAGCUCAGUCAUUGAGUUCCAGCACCCUUUCUUCAAGCAAGGGAAGGCACAUUUACUGGAAAACAUCAAGCGCAAGGUAUCUGCAGUAAGAACUGAGGAUCUCAAGGUCUGUACGGAGGAUUUGCACAAAGUACUCUCUGAAGUGCAGGAAAUGAGAGAGCAGCAGAACAACAUGGAUGUCAGACUGGCUAACAUGAAGAGAGAAAAUAAGGCCCUGUGGAAAGAAGUGGCAGUUCUAAGGCAGAAGCACAGUCAACAACAGAAGCUGCUGUCUAAGAUUCUUCAAUUUAUACUAAGUUUGAUGCGAGGAAAUUAUAUUGUUGGGGUCAAAAGAAAAAGGUCUCUAACGGAUGCUGCAGGUGCUUCACCUUCCAAAUACAGUCGUCAGUAUGUUCGCAUACCCGUGGAGAGUGGCCAAGCAAUGGCUUUUUCUGAACAUAAUGCAGAUGAUGAGGAUGGAAAUGGUACAGGUCUCAUCAUUCGAGAUAUCACUGAUACCCUGGAAAAUGCCACCGAUGGUCUCCUUGCUGUGGCACACACAAGUGGCAGAGCCAGAGAGACACAGGCAGCUCUGGAUCCUGGCUUACCUAUUUGUCAAGUAUCGCAGCCAAAUGAGUUAAAUUGUGCAGAGGCUAUCCCACCAGUUCAUAUAAAUGAUGUCAGCAAAUCCAGUGAAAUAGAAAAUGUUGCUGUGGAACUCCAUACUGCACAACCUAGUGCUCCAGAAGACCCCGUGUCAGUGAUUGACUCCAUCUUGAAUGAGAACAACUCUGGAAACCAAAAUGAUCCUUUACUGGACAGAGAAGAAAUUCAGGAUUUUCUUAAUUGCAUUGAUGCCAGCCUUGAAGAGCUUCAAGCAAUGUUAUCUGGGAAGCAGUAUAACUUUGGUUCUGAAGCUUUCAGCGAUACACUUAAUCCUGAGCUGCCAGCCCUGGAUAUGAGCUUGAUGGAAACUUCCCCGGGUAUGGAAAAUAUUGCGAACUUGGCAGAGAGCACUGAAGAUCUGGGAGCGAGUGAGAGAGAAACAGCAGGAAGCAAAGAUAUGCAGCUGAUACAGUACAGGGCCAAUCCUCUGCUUUCAUUAUUUGAAGAGCUACCUUCAAGUGAAGCUGCAGGGAGGACAGAGGACCCAAGAGACCUUCUGCUGCCUCCCCCGGAGGAGAAACCUGCUCUUCAUCCGCCGUCAGGUAGCGGAACUGCCUUGCCUCUAACAGCUCCAGCAAGCCAGGCUGAGCCUCUGGAUGCUCUAGGCAUGGGUGAUCCACCUCUCCUCUCGGAAGACGGGAAUGGAGAGUAUAAACUGUUUCCACUCUUGCUCCUCAGUCCUGUUGCUAACUUCAUAGAAGAGGCCUCUGAGAUAGAAACUUCUUGAACGCACAUAACAUCUGUAGCUGGCUUAGUGGUGUGAAAUAGACAACAAAGAAAUGGAUCAGUGAGAAGUUUGACCUCUCUCCUCACCUGCCUCCUGGGUGUCAUACUCUGCAUAGACAAAAGAAUGUUCUCUUUCUACAAGCAAAGAGCACAUCUGGAAAAACUGAAAACAAGCUCAAAACAAGAGCUGGUGGGAGUGAAGGCACUGGGCGAAGGGGAAGAACAACCUCCCUGUAAACAUACCGCAAUGUAUUCCGUAACUUUUUAUCUGGUAUCCUUGUUGCAAGAGGAAAUCUGUUUGUAUCCUGUUUGUAAAGUUUGGCUGGGUUUUUUUGUUGUUUUCUUUUUUUUUAUUAGCUGGAUAGUAAUGUGGUGUGUAAAAUUUUAAACAUGGGUUUUACUCUUUCUGAGAGCCUGUUUCAAUA